This is a messenger RNA of Aspergillus melleus, 1083 nucleotides long. Its product is annotated as J domain-containing protein. The transcript is spliced from 3 exons. NCBI's taxonomy places the organism in Eukaryota, Fungi, Ascomycota, Eurotiomycetes, Eurotiales, Aspergillaceae. The record is from RefSeq and is a predicted model, not a curated record. Bases 1 to 1083 code for a protein of 360 amino acids.
AUGUCGUCUAUUCUUUCCUUUGUUGGAUGGGCGGUGCUUCCCAACUAUGUCACCUCCCUAGUCCAAAGCGUAUACUACGGACUUACCAUUCGCGCGGGAGAUCCUCGCCCUCAACCCCCCUCCCCGCGCUACGCGCGCCAUCGCCGUCGCAUCUUCGUCCUAGUCGUGACCGGCUACCUCCUCUACACUCUCUAUGAGGCGUUCCACCGCAUCCAAGUCGCCGGCGACUUCUACAAAGCCCUAGGCGUGUCUCCCCUCGCCGACGACCGUACAAUCAAGUCGCGGUUCCGCCGACUCGCCGCACAGCAUCACCCGGACAAGAUCACCCAAGGCGAGGGCCUCCCCGCCGAUAACUACUUCGUGUACUUGAAGUUGGCUCAGGAUACGCUCUUGGAUCCUGCCAAGCGGUUUGCGUAUGACCGGUUCGGUCCUGAUAUUCUGGGCUGGGGCGAUCGCAACAAAACGAUGCAGGACUUUCUGAUGACGGGGUUGCAGCGGUCUUUGUUGCCGUAUGUCGGCGGGUUCGUCACGAUAAUCUUUUUGAAUUUCACCUGGUGGGCUAGUUGGGGUCGUUAUUGGCGCUUCUUUACCUUCGCGGCCCUGCUCACUCUCGAGCUGACUCUGAUCACCCAACCGGGGGCCUUCUUCAUCCCAUCGACUUACAUCCCGCCUGGUCUGCGCGAUCUCCUCGGCAUCUCCGCCGAGAACCCCAGCUUCUACCUGCUCCCGUUCCAGAUCCUAACCCUCGCGCAACGCGCCUCGGUCACGCUACACAUCUUCAUCUCGCAGGUCACGCCUCCGGAAGUGAGCCAGAAACCCUCCGGUCCCAGUGAUCGUCUCCACCCGCAGACGAUGCAGCGGCUCGCGCAACUCCUGCAACUGUCGCGCACGACGGACGGCGAAGCCACGCGGCUCUUGCAGUUGGGGUUUGCGCCGUUCCGUGGCGAUCGCGAGGGUGUGGCGACGCUGCGGAAGGGCAUGAAAGAGGGGUUGGUGUUGAGUAGUGUCAGGGCUAGUCCUGGGGUUCAGGCGGCUGUUGGGGAGGUUGUUGAGCGGAAGAUGAGGGAGAAGAAGGGUGAGUAG